AUGGUGUUCAAAGCCGGAGCCGGAGCCGGAGCCCCGCGGCGGGACCCCUACCCGGCGCCCCCGCCGCCGCCGCCGCCGCCGCCGCCGCCCUACCCCUUCCGCCCGGCCCGGGGCGAGGCGGGCGCCGUGAUUUGCGGGGAGCCGGGGCCGGGCCCCCGGACGCCGGGAGCCGGGGUGGGUCGGGGCCGGGGCCGCGGGCGCCGCCGCGGGGGUCGGGGCGGCGGAGGCGGAGGGCGAGAGCGGGGCGCGGAGCCGGGCCGCACCAUGGAGACGGCGGCGGCGGCGGCGGCGGCGGGCGGGGGGAGCCGGACCGGCUUCCAGCCGCACCCGGGGCUGCAGAAGACUCUGGAGCAAUUCCACCUGAGCUCCAUGAGCUCCCUGGGCGGGCCGGCCGCCUUCUCGGCGCGCUGGGCGCAGGAGAUGUACAAGAAGGAGGGCGCCAAGGACCCGGCCGUGCAGGCGGCGGCGGCGGCGGCGCCCCCGCCGCCGGUCCUGCACCUGCCCGCCAUCCAGCCGCCGGCGCCCGUGAUGCCGGGCCCCUUCUUCAUGCCGUCGGACCGGUCGACGGAGCGCUGCGAGACGGUCCUGGAGGGCGAGACCAUCUCCUGCUUCGUGGUGGGCGGGGAGAAGCGGCUGUGCCUGCCGCAGAUCCUCAACUCGGUGCUGCGGGACUUCUCGCUGCAGCAGAUCAACGCGGUGUGCGACGAGCUGCACGUGUACUGCUCGCGCUGCACGGCGGACCAGCUGGAGAUCCUCAAAGUCAUGGGCAUCCUGCCCUUCUCGGCGCCGUCCUGCGGGCUCAUCACCAAGACGGACGCCGAGCGGCUGUGCAACGCCCUGCUCUACGGGGGCCACUACCCGCCCCGCUGCAAGAAGGAGUUCCCCGGGCCCGCCGCCAACGCCCACGCCCACGCCCACGCCCUGGACCUGGAGCUGACCGAGAAGAGCUUCAGGGUCUACCACGAGUGCUUCGGCAAGUGCAAGGGGCUCCUGGUGCCCGAGCUCUACGGCCACCCCGGCGCCGCCUGCAUCCAGUGCCUCGACUGCCGGCUCAUGUACCCCCCGCACAAGUUCGUCGUCCACUCGCACAAGGCCCUGGAGAACAGGACCUGCCACUGGGGCUUCGACUCGGCCAACUGGAGGGCCUACAUCCUCCUCGGACAGGAUUACACCGGCAAGGAGGAGAAGGCCAGGCUCGGCCGCUGCCUGGACGACGUCAAGGAGAAGUUCGACUACGGCAACAGAUACAAGAGGAAAGCGCCCAGGGUCGUCUCUGAUCCCCCUGUUUCUAAAAAAUCCAAAACAGAUGACUCCUCUCUACCGUCCUCUACUUCUUCGUCUUCUUCCGAGAAGGACAAGCAGUCCAGUUGGUUACGGACGCUGGCGAGUUCAUCGAAUAAGAGCAUCGGUUGCGUGCAUCCCCGUCAGCGCCUCUCUGCUUUCAGGCCAUGGUCCCCUGCCGUUUCCACAAGCGAAAAAGAGCUCUCCACGCACCUUCCAGCCCUCAUCCGAGACAGUUUUUACUCAUAUAAAAGCUUUGAGAGUGCUGUGGCACCCAACGUUGCCCUCGCCCCUCCUGCCCAUCAGAAGAUUGGAAGUCGUCCGCCUUGUUCCACCGUCCUGUCCCGGGCCAGCGAGCCCCUCAGCAGCCCCACCCAGCCCCGGAAACGCAAGCCGCCCGCAGAAAACCCAGGAAUCCCCGACCCGCUGGCCCCCGCUGCCCCCGCUGAAGAUGACAAGGAUUCCGAGGCAGAGGUUGAAGUCGAAAGCAGAGAGGAAUGUAAGUUCACCUCCUCCCUGUCCUCGCUCUCUUCUCCAUCCUUUACCUCAUCCAGCUCCGCCAAGGACAUGAGCUCGCCGGGAAUGCCGGCCCCCGCCCCGGCCAGCACUGCCUUCGAGGCAGCCGCCCACACCGAACCCCACAGCAGCGGCUUGGAGGCCGAACUGGAGCACCUCCGGCAGGCUCUGGACAGCGGCCUGGACACCAAGGAAGCCAAAGAGAAAUUUCUGCACGAAGUGGUUAAGAUGAGAGUGAAACAGGAGGAGAAAUUGAAUGCUGCCUUGCAGGCCAAGAGAAGCCUGCAUCAGGAGCUGGAGUUCCUGCGGGUGGCCAAGAAGGAGAAGCUCCGGGAGGCCACAGAGGCCAAGCGCAACUUGCGGAAAGAGAUCGAGCGGCUGCGUGCGGAGAACGAGAAGAAGAUGAAAGAAGCCAAUGAGUCGCGGAUCCGGCUAAAGCGGGAGCUCGAGCAGGCCCGGCAGAUCCGGGUGUGCGACAAAGGCUGCGAAGCGGGCCGGCUACGGGCCAAAUACUCAGCCCAGAUCGAGGACCUCCAGGUGAAGCUGCAGCACGCAGAAGCCGACAGGGAGCAGCUCCGAGCCGAUCUGCUGCGGGAGCGGGAGGCUCGGGAGCACUUGGAGAAAGUUGUCAAGGAACUUCAGGAGCAGCUGUGGUCUAAAUCGGGCAGUCAGACGGACGGCCAAAGCACACACAACCUGGGAAACUGAAAUCCAAAACGGCCAAGUCACAUUAUCUCUCCACGUCCCGAACCCUGCCCUCCCAGGUCCAGUGAGGGAGGGAAUGUGCUCACCGGUGCCUUGGGGCACCGGCGGGGAAGGGGACGGGAGGCAGAGGUGCACCCCAUGGAAAAGGAGACUUGGUCAAGAGCUGGAGGGCAGGUGUUCCUCUCUGAGACAGAAGCACUGAAUUUCGCCUCUUUUUUGGGUUUUGUUUCUCCCCUGCCCCGCCCCUGAAUCCACAUAGCACAACAUCUUCCUGUGCCUGCGACCCCUCCCCUCCCCACUCCCCCUCUCCCCCUCUCCCCCACUCCCUGGCCCCAAGUGUUUCGAAUCUCCACCCUUUUGGAGUCCACAGCCAAAUUUUCUGCUGGCCAAACUCGAGCCAUGCAUCUCCAGCCCAGCCAAGGGCGCAGAAGCCGGCGGCCCCCAGGACUUUGCUUUUCUGCCGUCCUUCCCGCCGGGACCCGUCGGAAUUCAAACUUCUUGUUUAUAAGCUAUUUAAAACGACCGUAAAGACUUGGAACGAAACAAAAUUAGCAAGGUUUUAUUUUUUUUUAUUUUUUUUUCUUCUUUUUUUUUUUUAAAUAUCGUGAACUUUCCCAAAACACUUGAUGCACAAUUUUUAAGGACUUGUUACACCCGGCUCUGGGGUUCCUGGGGAGGCCCCCUGAGAACUCCGUUCCGUUCCAAGACUCUCCUUCCACAGGGAGUCAGAAGCCAUCGCAGUUAAACCCUCUCACGGACCUCUCUGGGAGAAAUUUCCGUGGGCUUUUUCAGAGUGUCUCUCUCUCUCUCUCUUUCUGUCUCCCUCUCUCCUUUUCUCCCUCUCUUCCUCUUUCCCUCUCACCCUCUCUUCCCCCCCUUUCUCUCACUCUCUUGCUCUCUCGUUCCCUCUCUUUUUGUAAAAAGUGAUAAAUGCCCAGUUUUCCUGUGUCGCCACGGGAAAGAAGAGGGGACAUUUGAGAGAGGUGAGCUGCAACAAUCGUCAAGCCUUACCGACUUCCCUCUCUCAAUCAGGCCAUAUUGAAAAGCUGAUGUGCUCACAAACUCUGCCCCCAGCAGCACUUCGGCUGGAAAGCAAACAGAAGAAUGAACUGUUGAGUUGGUUGAAAGAUGGACAACAAGAAAACGCCAUUUGAAGUCAUUCGGAAAUCUUUUCGUUUCACCUGCGGCUUUCUGGAGAAUUCUCUUUCGUUUCAUCUUUGUCUUAAAAACAGUAUUUACCACUCGUUCAGAGGUGUCGAAGUACUGUGCUGGUUGAAUAUACCAUUCUCCCUCUCAUAUCCCCUCCGUGUGUGCAUGUGUGUGUGCUCGCACGCGCGCACACACACACACACACACAUCCCUCCCCUCACCUGAGCACCCGCUGCUGUGAAUCAAGGCUACAUCUUUCAGUUCAACAGGAAUCUCAACCUUCAUUUUUGGGGUUCAGGCUGUAGCAUUGAAACAAAAAUGUAGGAUCCCCUCUCACCUCCCACCCAGCCCCGGCUCUUCUCUAGUUUUUGUUUCCAUAACCGCACCUCAUUGACAUCCUCUCCCCCUACCACCCACUCAGUGGUCCCACACCCCAGCUGUCUCUGGAAGAGAUCGCCCCUUUUAGUGUCAAUACUUGAGAGACGCUCAGACUUGGGCCCACUGGUAUCCUGGUGCCUGUCUGAGCGUCUGACCUCUGAGGAGGGCUGAGGCGUGGGCCUUCCACCGGCCGCGAACCCGACAGGGCCGCGGGCAUCGAUUCCAGAUAAUCUCACAGACUUUCAACGGUUUUAUGCAAAAUUGUGAGCUGUCGCCCCACACCCCAAAUGGCCCGCAGUUUCUCGGGAGGCCAAAGAUGGGCCGCCCACCCUAAAAUGAGAGUAUCCAUUUCCGCAGAAGCCCCAAGACUUCAUCCACACCAUCAACUCCAUCCCAACGGCCCCGGUGGCUGUGAGCAUUAACAGAUGACUCUUUGGAGGUAUAGAAAGCGAAAAGAAAUUAUUGACACAGCUGCUGGGUGAAGCCACAACUCUAAACUGUCAUGCCAAUUGAAAUUAGGUGAAAAAUUCCUUUUCCGGGGUUUUGACCUUGUUUUGUGACGGGGACUCAGUUCCUGUUUUCGAUCUCCUCUUCCUUCGAAAGUGCAAUGCAAAAGAAACAUUGAUGAUGUUUAUGCAGCGUUUUAUGUAGGGGUUUUGUUUUUUGCUUCUUUGUAUGUUUUUCUUUUGCAGUUAUGACAUUCAUAUGCAUGGAGUUUAAAAUCUCUGCCGUACGUAUAUUUGUUAAUGGGCAUUAUUAUUGUGCGUGUUAAAGGGUUUAUUUUGUUAAUGCGAGAAGCAGAAUACCGUCUUCAACCUUACGCUUUCCAGAUCUGUCUAUUUCCGCCAUCUCUUCAAGGGAAACUCUUAAGUUAUAUAGUUUGAGCCGAGCUUUUUGAGCGCGUCUGCGUAUUUCCUUGAGGCUGUGCUCUAUUGCCAAGUCGAGAAAUCACAGCAAGAACCCUGAGCAGCUGUUUCCUGGAGUCGGCUUCCGAAGGCGGGGCCGGGCUGAGCGGGCGGCUGGUCUCUGCCUCACGGGACGGGCAGAUUUAGGGGCUGGUCGAGGGGGAGGGUUGUGUGCGUGUGAAGGUGGGGGGAUAGUUCCCCAGAGAGGCACCCCUCCACCUGGACAAUUGGGGAAAGGGAAGGGUGGAGGUUCGGGGUCUUGGCUUGGGAGCAGCUGGUCACCGGUCAGGGUCGUGCUGGCUAUCCCGGGGCUGGCUGGGCCACUCAAAGCCCGCAGGGAUGGCGGGGGUGGGGGGCGGGAGGCAGCGCCAAGAUCAGAGAGCGAGAGUAAGACCAAAGCAGUCCUUCCCAAACGACGCUGAACCAUGUGAACAAAGCACGGGAACAAAUUUUCUUCACCAGCAGCUCGUUAUCAUGUUGUUUCUCAGUUCAUUUUUCAUAAGUGUUUGUGUGAGCAAAAAAAAAAAACUACAAAAAAACCCACCACCUAGCUGUUUGUGACCUUUAGAGGACUCUCCCUGCCGCCCCCGGCCCCUUUGUCGUGGUUUUUAUCGCCCGCUCGUUUUGGAUCCAGGAGGAUCUCGGGGACAGAUGGGACUGGGGCUCUGGCCCCAGUCCUCCCCCCCAGCCCCAAUUUCUCUGUGUGAUUCAGCUUGGACAGGGGCCGGGGGGAUCCCAUGGCCUGGCAUCGUGGUCAGGUGGGCACCGGGCUCCGUCUCCUUUAGGAAGUUAAAGGGAGAAGAGGGGUCUUCCCAGCUGUUGACUCUCCCUGUACUUAAACUAUAUUCCCUAGAUAAUUGUGUAUCCGUUUAAUUACUCAAUGUUUCUAUACUGAAAGAAGGCUUAACGAAGGGAAAAACCAACAGCAAUAACAUUCAUAUCUAUGGAGCAGCUAACUAGUGCACAUAAUAUUCUGCUUUUCAAACAGAACUAGCCAAUGUAAAAAAAAGAAAAAAAAGAUAAAAUGUAAAUACUUUUUUUUUUCAUUUUACACCGUUGUAUUAUACGUGUAUAUGGUUGUUACUCUUUCAGAAACUUUUUCUUACCCGGUAGGUUGUCUUGUUUUCUCCGAGUUGUGUUUUUAACGAAGAAAAAUCUUUGCUGUCUGUUAGGAAAAAAGAGAAAAAAAAAAGAAAAAAGUUUUUUGCAAGUUUUCAACGUGGGUUAACUUUCUCCAUUUUUGCAUUUUGGGUUCUUAUUUUCAUUGUAAAACGUUUUCUUAUAAAAGGUUGAGUGCCCCCCCCCCCCCCCCCG
Molecule: messenger RNA, 6248 nt
Organism: Tachyglossus aculeatus (Australian echidna)
Lineage: Eukaryota; Metazoa; Chordata; Mammalia; Monotremata; Tachyglossidae
Gene: SKI
Product: SKI proto-oncogene
Exons: 9
Coding region: 1-2505 (834 amino acids)
Biological process (GO): negative regulation of BMP signaling pathway
Cellular component (GO): nucleus
Molecular function (GO): DNA-binding transcription factor activity, RNA polymerase II-specific; SMAD binding; RNA polymerase II cis-regulatory region sequence-specific DNA binding
Source: RefSeq, a predicted model, not a curated record